CACAUUAGGAGGACACCAAACACGGAUCAUGACCUUCAUAGCCAAGAUGUUUUAUGACCUGCGUGCCACUACGCUGGAAGGGGACUCUAUCGAUUUUAAUGUCUACCGAGGACGAGUGGUACUUAUCGAGAAUGUUGCAUCGCUAUGAGGCACCACCACCCGGGACUACAGCCAGCUCAACCAGCUCCAGAGCAGGUACCCGCACCGGCUGGUGGUCCUGGCCUUCCCCUGCAAUCAGUUUGGCUACCAGGAAAACUGCAGAAAUGGAGAGAUCCUGAACUCCUUGAAGCACGUACGACCAGGUGGAGGGUUUGAGCCUUUGUUCACCAUUUUUGAGAAGUGCGAUGUGAAUGGGGCUAGCACACAUCCCGUCUUCGCAUACCUGAAAGACAAACUUCCGUACCCCGAUGAUGAUCCAGUCUCUCUUAUUCAGGACCCCAAGUUCUUAGUGUGGAGUCCCAUCAGCAGAACUGAUAUCUCAUGGAAUUUUGAGAAGUUCCUGAUUGGCCCAGAGGGCGAGCCCUUCAAGAGAUACAGCAAAAACUUCGAGACCAUUAACAUCGAACCUGACAUUCAAAGGCUAUUGAGGCUGACCAAAAACUAA
Molecule: messenger RNA, 604 nt
Organism: Ictalurus furcatus (blue catfish)
Lineage: Eukaryota; Metazoa; Chordata; Actinopteri; Siluriformes; Ictaluridae
Gene: gpx2
Product: glutathione peroxidase 2
Exons: 2
Biological process (GO): response to oxidative stress
Molecular function (GO): glutathione peroxidase activity
Source: RefSeq, a predicted model, not a curated record